UUGGCAUCGUUAUUAGGCAGUUAGUUAUUGAAAUUACUAUUUGGGGAGAAUAUCAAUAUCAAUAUUAAUAUCGAUAUCUGAUCUGAAUGAAAAAUGUUAAUGAUUUUGUAAUUGUUAUUGUUAUUGUUGGUGGGGAUGGGCUCAUGUCUUUCAGGGGCUUCUUCAGCUCCUUCAUUUCCUCUUGAUACCAAUCAUUAUUAUGAAAGCUAUCAAUAUUCACGUGUUUCAAAUAUGGAAAUGAGAUUGCACAGAAUUCCAAGCAGAAUAUUCUUGAAUGGUUCCACUCCUGUUGCCUCCUUGUUCUGUAAGCAAGGCAGAAAGGGAAUCAACCAGGAUGCAAUGCUUCUUUGGGAGAAUUUUUGUUUGAUGAAGGACAGCGUACUUUGUGGUGUAUUUGAUGGUCAUGGACCAUUUGGACAUGUGGUCGCCAAGAAAGUCAGAGAUUCUCUCCCUUUAAAGCUAAUGGAUGAAUGGAAUUUAAGUGGUGGUCAUCAUUGUAGCACACUCAAAGAAUCGUUUUUGAAAGCUUCUAAGUCUAUGGACAGAGAACUCAGUUUGCACCAUCGCAAGGAUGCUUAUGCCAGUGGGACUACCGCCGUUACCUUGCUCAAGAAGGGCUACGAACUUGUUAUUGCAAAUGUUGGAGACUCUAGAGCUGUUUUAGGUACUAAAGAUCCUAAUGGUUCUCUUAUUGCUCUUCAAUUGACCACUGACCUUAAGCCAAAUCUUCCAAGGGAAGCAGAGAGGAUAAGGCUUUGCAAAGGAAGGGUGUUUGCCCAUGACAACGAAUCAGGAGUUGCUCGAGUUUGGCUGCCUAACGUUGACUCCCCUGGCCUUGCUAUGGCACGCGCUUUUGGCGAUUUUUGCCUCAAGGAUUUUGGACUCAUAUCUGUUCCUGACAUCUCCUAUCAUCGCCUCUCAGAACAAGAUCAAUUUGUUGUCUUAGCCACAGAUGGUGUUUGGGAUGUUUUGUCCAACAAACAAGUUGUGGACAUAGUAGCAUCUGCUCCACGAUCUUCUGCGGCUAAAGUACUUGUUGAGUCAGCUGUUCAAGCAUGGAGGACCAAGCUACCAACUUCUAACCCUGAUGAUUGCUCUGCAGUUUGCCUCUUCUUUCAUUCACACACCAACACUACCCCUGACACUAAUAUAGUUGGGGGAGAGGAGGGAACAAGGGAAUCACACUGCAAAACUAAACAAAAGCACCAAUAGCAUUUACUACCUGUUAGUCUCUCUUCCCAACCCUCGCUCUUUUUAUUAAGAGGUUUGGAAAAUUAGUUUUUUUUUCUUCCUGUCGAUAUUCUUUUCAUCGUGUCUUUUCUUUCAACAGCAUUUCAAAGGAAAAAAACAAUGGACAAAAAAGGCGACUCGCCUUGUUUUUGCCAUAGGUCAUUUUCCUUCUCUGUAUAUUUGGUAGAUCAUGUUGGACCUUUGUAAAUCCAAGUCUCUUCUUUAGACCUU
Molecule: messenger RNA, 1461 nt
Organism: Cicer arietinum (chickpea)
Lineage: Eukaryota; Viridiplantae; Streptophyta; Magnoliopsida; Fabales; Fabaceae
Product: probable protein phosphatase 2C 33
Biological process (GO): protein dephosphorylation
Molecular function (GO): protein serine/threonine phosphatase activity
Source: RefSeq, a predicted model, not a curated record